GAACCCGUCACCCUGGAAGCCCCGCGCCUGCAGCGCGUUCCCGGCGAGUCGGAGGCCGGGUGGGGCCCCUGCGUGGGAAGCAGCCGAGGCUGAGGCCGGUCCCUUAGCCGCGGGCUCUGCGGGCGGCCGAGGCCCCCACCUGUCCCGGGAACCGGUAAAGUGAACAGAGUUAUCUGUGACAUUCCAUCAGGCACCUAUAUAAGGAAAUCGUACUGUAAAAACUCGACAUGGCUUAUGGAUUGCCAAGAAAGAACACAGUGAAAACCAUUUUGCGGGGCCGUUGUUAUAAUGUACACGAACCUUGGGAUCUUGCACUGCUUACAAAGACCUGGUACACGAACCUAGCCAAUAUCAAUUUGCCUUUCUUGGAAGAAAUUUCAUUUGGUCGUUCUGUGCAGCUCACAAAAUGUAACCCUGUUAAAGAUGGACUGCUCCCUUCUGCAGAAUCCAUCAAACUUGAAAGGGAGUAUGAAGUGAAGCGUCUCUGUAAACUUAAAUGUCAAGAAAAUAUAUCUGAGGAAAUUCAGCUUCUUCUAAGGGAAAGGCCAGCCGGUUUGAGAAGACCUCUUCCAUCUAAAUGACAGUCAGCUCAUGACUAAAUCUGUACUCUGUCUCUUGCAUCCAAAGGGAUGAAGGUCUGUGGACCUUCCACUGUGUAAAGUUCGGGGCAGAUAUUUGAACGCCCACUGGCGGAUGGGCCACCGCCCACAGCUGUGGGUUAGUGGGCAGCUCUGACAGAUCUUCUGAGUCCCUGACAUACUCUUGUUCCCUGUAUCACAAGCGACUGUAAGUAGAUGAAAAUGCAUUUGGAGUUGAGUCUUUUGAGCUAUUCAUUUUAAUUUUUGUAAAAUUGCACUAAAAGGAGAGGAACCU
Messenger RNA from Sapajus apella (tufted capuchin), 873 nucleotides. RefSeq names its product chromosome unknown C4orf36 homolog (gene CUNH4orf36). The coding region runs from base 228 to 581 and encodes 117 amino acids. Lineage: Eukaryota; Metazoa; Chordata; Mammalia; Primates; Cebidae. The record is from RefSeq and is a predicted model, not a curated record. The transcript is spliced from 4 exons.